AAAGCCGUGGCUUCUCAGAAACACAAUCAUUGGGCGGGAAUUCCUGUCUGAAUCUGACGGAACUAAAUCGCUGACGAAGAAUCCGGUCGGUUUCCGCCGCUGCAGCUUGGAAAAUGGAUUCUUCGUCUAUGAGGGAAUUCUUAAGGAAGGAAGUACCGGAUUGGGACGACGAAGUGACGGCCACGGCCAGGUUCAAGGCGUUUAGCGGCCAAAGAUUCGAUUGGGAACCCAAAUUCCAAUUCUGGAGAGAUUUGAUCCUCAGAAUCUCGCGUCACUUUGGCUUCUUCAUGAUUCGACCUUCUCAGGUGAAGAACGAGUGGUUUAAUCGAGGAGGACUGGCUCCGUUGUGCCUUGAUGAUGUUCUGCUUGUGAUGUAUAAUGAAGGCAAUUUGAUGCGAAUUGAGGAUCUUCCUGAUCCUUCUAGUGGGAGACUCACUCAGUUGUUUAGGAAAGUGAAAAUUUUGAUGACUAGAUCAAGGAUGACUCCCGAAGCCAUUCUUGAAGAUCAACUCAUUCUUACAGCACUGUUGAAGGAGAAGGCUGAAGAAGUUGUCAAGCUAUUGUCUGAAAGACAUUGGACAUCAUCGUGUAUUGUCACCAUGAAGAAGCUGGAGAGUAUGUGUGGAGGCCCAGUGGAAGCAUCUGCAGUUUUGAGUGAUUUAUCAGGAUGUGGGAAGGCACAAUAUCUGUCAACUAGCAAGAAAGAAUUGAUUGAGGGUGUGAAAGUUUCCCUGACUGCUGCAGCAGUUUCCAGCAUCUCGAGUUUAGAUUGUGAUGUUCUGCACUUGAUUUGGACACAAGAAAAGCUUCAGCAACAGCUAAAUGUCAUUGACCAGCGUUGGGAAAUGUCAAGAAAAUCUGCAUUGGCUUCACUGAAAUCUGGAAACAAGAAAGUGGCCCUGAGGCAUGCAAGAGAAAUUAAGUUAAGUAACGAGAGUAGAGAAAAAUGUUCAUUGCUUUUAAACAGAGUGGAGGAAGUCUUACGUGUUAUUGCAGAUGCUGAAUCAACCAAAAAGGUUUCUGAAGCAAUCCAAAUUGGGGCUCAAGCAAUGAAGGAAAACAAGAUCAGUGUGGAGGAAGUGCAAAACUGUUUAGAAGAACUUGAUGAAAGCAUUGAGUCACAAAAGCUAGCUGAAAAGGCUCUAGAAUCUGCUCCAUACCUUGGCAUUGACGAUGAAGAUAUUGAAGAGGAAUUCCAGAAACUAGAAUUGGAAGUUGGAAGGGAAAACGUUCAAGAUCUGAGCCCUGAGACUAGUAAUAAUAAUGCAGCAGAAUCUGCUGAUUUACUUAGCGAUGCUUUGUCAAGCCUCAAGCUGGAUACUCCACACAUUGAUUCAACAAGUCAGGACUCCACAGCACCAGUUCGGAAAAAGGAUUCAAAAAAUCUCAUUCUUGAAGCUGCAUGAUUGUAUUAUUAAAUUGAUAAAAUUGUCAAUAAUUUGAUGACUGUUUGUAAUCCAGAAUCUGUAUAUGCUUAUGCCUGUUCAUUUUUUGCAUUUUCCUGGAAAGAUGACCCUACAGUAUAAACUAUAAGAUGAUCA
Messenger RNA from Rubroshorea leprosula, 1541 nucleotides. The record is from the annotation of a GenBank genome assembly. NCBI's taxonomy places the organism in Eukaryota, Viridiplantae, Streptophyta, Magnoliopsida, Malvales, Dipterocarpaceae.